AUGGGCGACUCGGUUGAGUUGUAUUUCGACCAAGUUGUCCAUUACUUUGAGGCGAAGAACAUUGAUUGGCAAGAUGAGAAUCUGAGUAAGCGCAGUAUUGCCAUGAUGACCGCCAAUUUCAGGGGAAAUGCUGCUGCAUGGUACAUGCUUUGCAGGGAUUCCAUCAGUGACGCCCAAGACUUGAUCCAGAAGCUCACGAAGGAAUUCGUUCCUCCGGACCUUCAGGAGCGCCUUCGAGAUCGAUUGUACAGUCUCAAGCAAAAAUGUUGUUCUAGCUUAGAGGACUACAUCUCUCGAUUCCGCGUUGCUAUCAUGCAAGUCAAGGACAUGAGUGAGCUUGACAAGGUCACGUACUUCAUUCGAGGUCUUGUUAGCCCCACGAAAGAAGAAGUUCAGUAUCGUCGUUGCACGACGGUAUCUGAGGCUCUCUCAGUUGCACUCGAGUAUGACAGAUCGCACUUUCGUGCUGGUCCGUUUUACAAGAAUCGUUGGACACAUCCAAGGACUUUUGGACGUGCCAACUCCUCACCAUUCACUCGUGCCAAC
Molecule: messenger RNA, 546 nt
Organism: Phytophthora sojae
Lineage: Eukaryota; Oomycota; Peronosporomycetes; Peronosporales; Peronosporaceae
Exons: 1
Source: RefSeq, a predicted model, not a curated record